GAGGAACUGGGGACUCAACUGUUCAGGCUGCUUCCAUUCAAGUGUUCCAGACGGUGGAUACACAUCCAGAGAGACACUUCUGGCUCUUUGGAGUUGACAAGGAGCAGCAUCUGAAACUGCAAUCUGAAGCUAUACUCCAGAGUUGUUCCUGAACAAGUUGCCUGUCGGUGCAAGCUUCAAAAGGGAUACUUAAAUCGUGAAACCCAUUCAUCCCCUGAGUCAGUCAAGAAAAAUUAAUCUGUUGAAGAAUCUUGAGUCAAAUCUUCUGAGCCUAGAACUACUGCUGUCACCAAGUCUGAGACUUCCUCCAACUGAGAAUUAUCAGGUCUGACAACACUUUCCCUCCAGCCUACAGUGAGGGACGUCAGCAAAGCUGUAGAAAACUCACGUCCUCUAGACUUACAGCCCUCAAGCUGCGGCAGCUGGGCAGAAACCUUACAAGCUCCAUCCUUAGGGGAGAUUCAGAAAGAGACGACAGGUGAAAACUCAGAUAUGCUGAGCCUGAAAUACACAAAAACCUUUAGGAAGUCUCCUCACAGAAGAACCCAAUUAAAUCCACAAAAUUAAUGCAUACAUUUAGAUGAGCUGUAGGUAAAACAGAGCCAUUUGUCCCUCUACCAAAACACAGUAGAAGUCUGAUUUAAUACUCUGAGAGAUUCUUAGCCCCAUACCAGUAUUAUAAAGCAGUUUCAUCAUAUUUAUUUUAAUGAGUAUAAGAGCAGGACUGUGGAAAAUAAAAGAUUUAUAUUAUAUGUAUAUAUAUAUUUUUUAAAUGACUAAGAAUUUCUGAUAAAACCUACUCAGGAGAGGGUGCUGUGCUGGAGGACAGAGUGUGGCAAUUGCCAAAUUAGAACAUUACCAUUUUCUUGCUCGUGCACUACUGACUUGGCUCUGGUCGUGACUGCUUUGUAUGAGAUUGUUAGAACACCUCCAAUAUAUUCAGACAGUCUCAGUCACUGUGGAAUGCCUCAAGGGCAAUAGAAAUCAAAUAGAAACAGGUACCAACUCAUGUCUCAAGUGAUGACGGAGGUACAUUUCAAGUACCAUGGAAAUCUCACUGGGCGAGCCCAUUUCCCAACCUUGGCAACAGAGGUUGACACCACUUCAGAUAAGUAUUCCAACCUGUACAUGUAUGUGGGCUUAUUCCUGAGCCUCCUGGCCAUUCUCCUCAUCCUGCUCUUCACAAUGCUCCUUCGGCUCAAACACGUCAUCUCACCCAUCACAUCUGAGAGCACAGAAAGCGUUCCUCAAUUCACAGAUGUAGAGAUGCAGAGUCGAAUCCCCACUCCUUAAAGCCAGGAUGGAUAUGAGCUUUAGUGAAUCUCAGUGAACUGUUGUAUGUUGAUGUCCAGGAAAGCUUACUCUGUUGUACAUGGCUUCCCAUGUAGGGAAUCAACAAGUUGUUUAACCAGUCGGUUAUAUUUUUGUUGUGUUAUUCUUUAUCUUGAAUCUGCUGUGAAAUAUCUAAGAGGUUUUAAAACUCAUUCUUUGCCAGAAAUAUAGGAAACGGGCAGCUGGCCGGGAGGGCAGGUUUCCAUAGUAACCACAGAACACCUGGGCUCCAGCAAACCUCAGACCACAGAAAUUCGUAAGCAGCUACAUAAAAGAAAACAAAACAGGAUCCCUGGAAGCUCCAAGAACAAGGAAGAUUUGCCUUUGAAAGGGUUGAUUGAGGGCAUCCCAAGAAAAGGACAAGUUUGAACUUAGCACUUGGACUCUGUAAGAACCACCUCUGCUGACAUGAAGCUAUAUCGUGUGGCAGGUUAAUGAAGGGACCCAAGCCCUUUCUCAAACGUGCAGUGAUUUUUUCAUCAUCUAAGGCCAUCAGGCCUGUCCCAAAUGAAAGAAGAGAUUUUAAAAAAUUGUUUCAGUUUAAAAAUAGCAAAUUUGCAGAAAGAAUUUCUAGUCAACAAACUCAUCUAGAGAGGGUAAAAUGUGCAUUUUCUAUCUGCAUUAUUAUCGCUGUACUUCUAAAAAUUCAGAUAAUGACAGAUUUAUAAUGACAAUGUGGAAUGAGGAGCUUCCCCCAAACCAAGCAAAAAUUAAGUCAAAAUGUGCUCACAACAAUGAACCUUACAUUGUACGUGCAACCUCUUUGCCUUUUUCUCCCUCCCCAUCACACUCCAGGACUGAGUUGCACACAAAUACGAGCUCUGUUUAAAGGUGGCCUUGCCAAAGACGACUCCACUGUACUUUAAGGCAGAAAUUAAAUAAUUUUGGUAUUCUGUCAUUGGAUGAUUGUGGCUUUGGACAAAACAUUCAAGCCUUUGGGUGCCAGGUUUUUCUUUCUGAAAAAUGAUCAGAGAGCUAUUUAGUCAUCACUAGAUUCCUUUUAGAUCUGAGUGUAAGUAAAAAGAGAGACAAAGAAGGAAAGGACUAAACAACACCCUCCUAUAAAUCUUUACUGAGGAUCAGUGUCCUCAAAUGUCAUAUUUGUCUUUCCCAGAAAAUGCUCCUCCCUCCCUAGUCCCUGCCAAAAGAUAAAGUGUUUCCCUUAUUACCUAUAAGAGAAAUAUAUUUGGAAAAAUUCCAUUCUCAUAAGUAGCCCUAGUAUGCCAGUAGUGGAGAAAUAAUUUGAUUUUUAAAAAAUUAACGUUCUAAAAGGGAACCAAAGGAGAUGAGUAUUGUUUACAAAUUAGAAAUUAGAAGGCUGGUCAUAUUCUUGCCACCAAAGACCGAAUACACCUGUGCUAAAUUCCACCUGCAAAAAAAAUAAUCAGUUCUCCCUUGCACCUACAAGGUGGUCAACAAAUUUCACAGGGUACUCCCUCAGGAACUGCAGUGGUGGUGAGAGAGAAAUGGUAUGGCUGUUAGGUUAAUGCUACCUCCAGCAGACGUGCAGUGCAGUCUCCCUAGUCUGUUACCAAUUUAGAUUGGCCCCUUUACUCUGGUCUAAAUCUAGCUUGGUGGUGAAAUUCCCAAGUGCUUUCUACUUUUUUAUACACAGUCAUUUGCCAAUACUCCCCUCUCCAAGGGGCUGCAAACCGUGAAAUCCCCACAUGCAGAGCUAAACUUAGCAGCAAGCCUGACUCGCACACCUGUUACAACAGCACACUGUAAGAGAUGGCAGCAGCAUUCUGCACCAUUCAGGGAUGAUCAGCAGGUAGGCUAAGACUUGGAUAGGGCAUGCACUUCCCUUUUGGCAUUAUGUUUUCCGAAAUGCAAAGUGACUCUUACAUUAUUACAUUUGGUGGUUUAAGUUGUGUCUUUAUUCAACACCCGGUCUCUGUGCACCCUUUAAAAUCUUAGGUCUUGGCAGCCAUACAUGGACUUCAUCAAAGGCUGGCAAAAUAACCCCAGAACUCCUUAAAGACACACAUUUCCCCUUACUCCCGGCUCUCCCUUUUGUACUCACAGUAUUUGAAUGCACUUUACAGUUAAGAAAUCAGUGACUGGAUAAAUGAAGAAACUGAUGACCCUUUCAACAGCAGGGAAUAGCAAGGUACCCCAAUGCCUUGUUGCUGAACUUGAUGUGGAAUUCCCGGAAGAGACAGACUGAAAAUCUCUUCCCUGACCACCCGACCUGCCAAUCCAAAUUUCAGGAGUUUAACACUGCUCUUUAAUCACCAACUUGGAUGAAGAGCCCUAAUUUAUGAUUAGGUUUACUCAUCUGGAAAACAACCACCCUCUUUCAUCACAACUACCCCAUGGGAUCCAGAUCUUUAUUGAGCAUUAACUAAAGCACAUAGCACCAACUUCAGUAAAAUAGCAGCAUAACCCCCCCAAAAUUUCCAGUGAUAAUAUAAAU
Messenger RNA from Manis pentadactyla (Chinese pangolin), 3748 nucleotides. RefSeq names its product serine rich and transmembrane domain containing 2 (gene SERTM2). The transcript has 3 exons. Bases 1009 to 1293 code for a protein of 94 amino acids. Gene Ontology annotation, cellular component: intracellular membrane-bounded organelle. The record is from RefSeq and is a predicted model, not a curated record. NCBI's taxonomy places the organism in Eukaryota, Metazoa, Chordata, Mammalia, Pholidota, Manidae.